Molecule: messenger RNA, 2966 nt
Organism: Hippocampus zosterae (dwarf seahorse)
Lineage: Eukaryota; Metazoa; Chordata; Actinopteri; Syngnathiformes; Syngnathidae
Product: protein ILRUN-like
Exons: 5
Coding region: 129-998 (289 amino acids)
Biological process (GO): macroautophagy
Cellular component (GO): phagophore assembly site
Molecular function (GO): ubiquitin binding
Source: RefSeq, a predicted model, not a curated record
UUGUGACGGUUGUGACAUGCGCACUGGUCGCUGUUAUUCGGUUUGUUAUGACAAGCGCAGGCCUUCAUCUUUAUUAGGGGUUUCUUUUGUAAAAAGAAAAAAAAACAUUUUCAGGAGGCCAAGUGACGAUGGAGGGAAUGGACCUGGACGUAGACCAGGAACUCACGCAGAAAUUUAGCUGCAUGGGCACAACCGACAAAGACAUCCUCAUCUCGGAGUUCCAGAGGCUGCUCGGUUUUCAGCUUAACCCCGCCGGAUGCGCCUUCUUUCUGGACAUGACCAACUGGAAUUUACAAGCAGCCAUUGGAGCCUACUAUGACUUUGAGAGUCCUAAUAUCAGUGCGCCUUGCAUGUCGCUUGUGAAAGAUGUGACUAUUGGUGAAGGCGAAUCAGUUCCACCUGAAACACAUUUCACCAAGACUUGGCGGAUACAGAACACAGGUGCAGAGUCUUGGCCUCCUGGCGUUUGCUUGAAGUAUGUUGGAGGAGAUGAGUUUGGUCAUAUAAACAUGGUAAUGGUGCGGUCACUAGCCCCUCAGGAAAUGACGGACGUGAGUGUGCCUAUGCAGAGCCCAGUGUCUCCUGGUAUGUACCAGGGCCAGUGGAGAAUGUGUACAGCAACGGGACUUUACUACGGCGAUAUUAUUUGGGUGAUCCUGAGCGUGGAGGUCGGUGGCCUUCUCGGUGUCACACAGCAGCUUUCGUCCUUCCAAGCAGAGUUCAACACCCAACCUCACCGCAACGUAGAAGGAAAUUACAACCCCUUCGCCUCACCAGAGAGAAGCAAAUGGUCCAACAGCAACACCAGCCUCCACCAUGACAGCAGCCAUAAAGUCACAGAGGAACACUGGCAGAUAAGCCCGAACCAGCUGCAGCAAGAUCAGAAUGGACUUUCACACAACUCUGUGGAUAUAGUAGCAAACAGCCUACAAAGCAAUCUGUCAAUAGUCACUUAUAAUCAGGGUUUACAAGAGCCUUCCCAUUUUGGUCACUCAUGAAUCUUGGGACUUGUUCUAGAGAAGCUGCAGCAAUAAACGUCUCUGGAGCGACCGUUUGGAAAAGAGAAGAGGUUUUAUCAGUUGCUGCAGGAAAAUCUGUCAUGAUUUUAUGCAAAGUGGAUGUACCCUGCAGCCAGCACUCUUGAGCAGUAGAAGGUCUCUGAAGUUGGAUCCACCAACGUCCGACAGCCACUGCAUGCUCACAUGAAUGCUAAGUUAAAAAAGUAGCGCAAUCAGUCUUUUGAGUGACACCCUUUUUUUUCAUACAAUUUAGUUGUCAGAGUGCAGAGUUGUGUGUAUUUGUCAAGUAAUGUGUGUGUGCGGGUAGAAAGAGGAACUUUGGAGGAAAAGCCAUUUAUUUAGCCAAUUUAUGCUCCGGUUUCUGCCCCGACUGCCCAAUGCAUCGAUUGGUUGGGUUUCUGAAAGGUUUUCCUUUUAUAAAGAAAUAUAAUGUGGUCAUGACACAAAAUGCAUGUCUUAUUUUUAUAUUGCAUGGAGAAAUGCUCCAGAAAAUCUGAGAAGCUGAGGCCACAUAGUGUACUUAUAAUACACGCACGCGCGCACACAGUCGUCCGUGAAAUUUAAGCAAUAGUUUCAGAAAUAGAAUGCACUACAAAGAUCCUCCACUUGAGGGUGUCAUGUUGCUGUCAGCCGCUUCAAUAGAUUCUCAGUCUCGCAGUCAUCUGGGUUUUUCGACUAUGUUGAUUACCUGUGUGGAAGACGCUUUUUAUGAGUGUUCGUACCCUCUUUGUGUCAGAACUAAAAUGGGAAAGCUAGUGUGGCAUGAUUGAACUGUUUUGCUGGAUGUAAUUAAUUUGGACCUCAGAGUAUUAUCCAAUGACUAAAAAGCAUUAUGAUUGGUAAUAUUGCAAGGAAAUGGGUAAUAUUACUAAAUUAUAACUAUAGACUUUAGAUACGUUGUCGAGAGAUCAUUUGGACACAAGCAUCCAUUUUUCUUCUGGCGCAAUGCAAUUAACCUCACGUAUAUUUUGGGAAUGUGGGAGGAAGCCAGAGUAUCCAGGGAAUAUCCAUUAUGUCGGAGGAGACUCUACAGAGAAAGGCUGACAUUCGAACCCACAACCUUUGACUGUGAGGUUUAUGUGCUCACAAGCAACUGCACACUUCACCUUGCUGCCUUUGAAAUGACCCAUAUUUUACUUAAACAUGUAUGCUGUUUUAAAGUCAACACUAUCUUGGCCAUGUCUCCGUCAUAUUAUCUUAAGUAUUGCAUGAUUUAUCGUAAUUCCUAAGUGAUCCAUUAUAUCACUGGAUGGCAAUGCAUAUUAGUAUCAAUCGAAUCAGUUUUCAUGCCCAUUUCAUUUUAAAGCACUUGGACAGUAUCUUUUGAUUUGAAUGUAUUUGAUGAAUGUAGAGAAGGAAAACAUUUGGUCAGUCCAAAUCGGCAACAAAUCAGCCCAAACAGGAUAUCCAUUUGUGUUUGUGUUGAAUAGCAUUCUGUCUCUUUGGUUUCCUUUGCUGGAUGCAAACAUCACCGAUCCCGUAAGUGACAUCAGAACUGACACAUUGGUGGUGGUCUAAUUUUUUUCACUGCAAAUUUAGUAGCACUGGACUAGCUGAUCUAUGCACUGAGUAACGUGACCGUCGAAGGCCCGUGCGUGUGUGCAUGUUUCUUCCUACCGAUGAAUUCCAAAGGGCUAAUUGACUCUUGUCAGUUAAAGCCAUUGACUGGUGAAGAACUUCAAUGCAGCUGUAACUUGUAAAUCCCAAAACGAGGGGGAACUUUGACAACGCAAGCUAACACCCGAAGCAGGCCACAAAGACAACAAUUCUUGCAAGUGGUCAAAGAGUAACACUUUUAGUUGCUCUCGGUAGUGUGCAAUGUGUUUAUCUGAAGUUUUCCAUGAUGAAUCAUACAGCAGCACCUUGUGAAUGAGGGAGUGUUAAAGACUUUUUUUCUCUUGUAAGUUUGAUGAAUGUUUGUAUGAAUAAAUUAUCACUGAAAAUUGA